Messenger RNA from Yarrowia lipolytica CLIB122, 1698 nucleotides. RefSeq lists its product as uncharacterized. Gene Ontology annotation, biological process: carbohydrate transport; transmembrane transport. Gene Ontology annotation, molecular function: carbohydrate:proton symporter activity. Gene Ontology annotation, cellular component: membrane. The record is from RefSeq and is a predicted model, not a curated record. Lineage: Eukaryota; Fungi; Ascomycota; Dipodascomycetes; Dipodascales.
AUGGGCUUCAGAGGCCAAAGACUCCAUCACUAUGUUGCGACUGUCGCAGGCAUGGGUUUUCUACUCUUUGGAUACGACCAGGGAGUCAUGGGAGGUCUUCUUACUCUUCCCUCCUUUGUCAAGCAGUUCCCCAAGAUGGACACUUCUGACUAUCUACCGCCGGAUGUCAAGUCCUUCAACACCACCAUCCAAGGCACAGCAAUUGCCAUCUACGAGAUCGGGUGCAUGAUGGGGGCUCUAUUCACCAUGUGGGGAGGAGACAAGGUCGGUAGACGGUACAUCAUCUUCUACGGAUCAAUCAUCAUGACCAUUGGAGCCGUUCUACAAUGUGCCUCAUACUCUUUGGGCAUGUUCAUUACAGGCCGUGUCGUCUCGGGUGUCGGUAACGGAUUCAUCACCGCAACAGUCCCCAUGCUCCAGUCUGAGUGUGCGAAACCAGAGAAACGAGGCAAACUCGUCAUGUUGGAAGGAGCUCUUAUCACCGCCGGUAUCGCUCUUUCAUACUGGAUCGAUUUCGGCUUCUAUUGGGUCAAGGCCAACGACGCUGACUGGCGGUUCCCUGUCGCAUUCCAAAUUGUCUUCUGUCUCUUUCUCUUCUUCACCGUUCUUACUAUCCCCGAAUCUCCAAGGUGGUUGGUCAAAAAGGGGCGAUUCGAAGAAGCAGCCGGAGUCUUUGCUGCCCUCGAAGAUGUGGACAUUGAAGACCCCUACGUUGUCACCCAGAUCACAUACGUCAAAGAAUCCAUCAUGCUGGAACAAUUGGCUCAGUUGGGUAUUGAUGGACCUGCUGCUCGUGAGAAGAUUGCAGCAGGCGAGUUUUCAAUGGGUGAGGAACUGCCCUUCCUGUCCCAGAUGAAACUCAUGUUCACCUUUGGCAAGAAGAAGAAUUUCCACCGAACCAUGCUGGCCUACUGGAGUCAGGUCAUGCAACAAAUCACAGGUAUCAAUCUCAUCACAUACUAUGCGGCGUACAUCUAUGAGACGUCUGUCGGCAUGACCCCUACUAAUUCUCGAAUUCUCGCUGCUUGUAACGGUACCGAAUACUUCCUAGCCUCUUGGAUCGCCUUCUACACCAUCGAGCGGUUCGGACGUCGAAAACUCAUGAUUUUCGGAGCUGCUGGUCAGGCAGCUACUAUGGCUAUUCUCACAGGAUGUGUCUACGCUGCAUCUUCACCGGCAGACGGAGGACUCGACAAUCAGAGCGCCGGUGUUGCUGCUGCCGUCUUCCUUUUCGUCUUCAACACCUUCUUUGCCAUUGGUUGGCUGGGCAUGUCGUGGCUGUAUCCUGCCGAGAUCAGUUCCUUGGAGAUUCGAGCUCCCGCCAACGGCCUUUCCACCUCUGGAAACUGGGUCUUCAACUUCAUGGUCGUCAUGAUCACCCCCGUGGCCUUCGACACUAUCAAGUGGAAGACCUACAUCAUCUUUGCCGUCAUCAACGCAGCCAUGGUUCCAGUCGUCUACUUCUUCUAUCCCGAGACUGCCGGUCGGUCUCUGGAAGAGAUUGACCAGAUCUUUGCCGACUCCAACCCCAAGACACCCUGGGACGUUGUCUGGAUCGCCAGACGGCUCCCUAAGAGCACUGCUGUCGACCACAACCUCGUUGAGCCUCGAAUCUUGCUCGAAGAGAAGACUGCCCUUGAGACGGUCGAGUCUGUUUCCCCCACUCCUUCUGAUCAAGAGGAAACCAGACAUGUUUAA